Molecule: messenger RNA, 2570 nt
Organism: Polypterus senegalus (gray bichir)
Lineage: Eukaryota; Metazoa; Chordata; Cladistia; Polypteriformes; Polypteridae
Gene: ywhaba
Product: tyrosine 3-monooxygenase/tryptophan 5-monooxygenase activation protein, beta polypeptide a
Exons: 6
Coding region: 149-883 (244 amino acids)
Biological process (GO): signal transduction
Cellular component (GO): cytoplasm
Source: RefSeq, a predicted model, not a curated record
CGGAAGUAACGGUGCAAUCGGAAGUGGUACUGCCCUGAGGAUCCCGAAGAGCAAAGAAGGAGAUCGGAGAGCGAGAGAGAGACAGAGCGCGACUCCCUAACGGCCAUUAAAAGAACCUUAGGAAUCAUCGUCUUGUUAUCCGUUGAAAAUGGACAAGAGUGAUCUAGUACAGAAAGCCAAGCUUUCUGAGCAGGCUGAGCGCUAUGAUGACAUGGCUGCUGCGAUGAAAGCUGUGACCGAACAGGGCCACGAACUGUCUAAUGAGGAGAGAAACUUGCUCUCAGUUGCCUACAAGAACGUGGUGGGUGCUCGGCGUUCUUCCUGGAGAGUCAUCUCUAGCAUCGAGCAAAAAACUGACGGCAAUGAGAAAAAGCAGAAGAUGUCUCGUGAGUACCGUGAGAAAAUAGAAUCAGAAUUGCAGGAUAUUUGCAAAGAUGUUCUGAAUCUUCUUGACAAGUACCUCAUUCCAAAUGCCACGCAGGCAGAAAGCAAGGUUUUUUACUUGAAAAUGAAAGGAGACUACUACAGAUACCUGUCUGAGGUGGCAAAUGGAGAUAAUAAGAAACAAACAGUUGAUAGUUCUCAGGAUGCUUACCAGCAGGCCUUUGAAAUCAGCAAGACAGAGAUGCAGCCAACGCACCCAAUCAGGCUCGGACUUGCUCUUAAUUUCUCCGUGUUCUACUAUGAGAUUAUCAACUCUCCUGAGAAGGCUUGCAACUUGGCAAAGACGGCUUUUGAUGAAGCAAUUGCUGAACUUGAUACUUUGAAUGAGGACUCUUACAAAGACAGCACUCUGAUAAUGCAGCUUCUAAGGGAUAACCUCACUUUGUGGACAUCAGAAAACCAGCCGGAAGGGGAAGAAGCUGGUGAAGGGGAGAACUAAAAGACGCUGCAUUUUACUGUGUUUAUUUUUAUUUUAUUUUUAUUUUUUUUGUCCCUCCCCUUUCCCCACUCACUCUCUUUAUCUUACACACACAUGCGCCCUACCUGCCACAUGCUCUGUUAAUUACACUCUUUUGGGAACUUUCAUCUAUAUGUCCAGCAGCACAAAGUGUACUUGACCUGUUGUCCUGUCGGUUGAUGGGGUUUAGAAACUGGCACACACUUCCACAUUGUGUGAAAAAGCUACAUUGCCAUACCCCCCUAUUACUAUACCAUUUUUAUGUGGAUGGAUCAUGAUUUAAAACCAUUGUGUAGUCAAUAAUUUGCUAUAGUUUUUUGUUUAGUAUUGUCUUGCAAUGUUUGUUGUUUUAAAGGGUUAAUGUAUUAACACUGGUUGUUUUUCACGAAACACUGUGAGAUUUAAAUGUGGGGUGUUGAUAUUAUCCCCCAAACCCAUCAUCUUCUCACCCUGAGUCCCUGAAACCACCCUCACUCUCGGUAUGUAACCUAUAAAAGACAUCUUAUCCUCUGCAGGGAUAGCAGUCCAGAGUGCAGUUGUGCUGUUGGCUUUUUUUUUUUUCCUUUUGUUUUUGGCUUCAUUGUGACACUGAGAUCUGUGCAUUUUUGUUGUGUAAUCAUGUUCACAAUUUUAACUUGCAAGAUACAAAUCAGUGGACUAAGUAAAGGGCAUUCCUAACCCCCUCCCCCCCUUUAGCACUCCUCUCUAGCCCACAACUGUUUUCCAUAAGGUCCCAAACAUUUCAAAAAAACUGUUGUGGUGUCGAAGACAGACUGCCAUGGAUGUGUUUAAUAUAUGAACACAAUGGCAUUGUGUCCUCUUGCUUUCAAUAUUGUGUACAUUUCAACUUUAAUAUUGACUUAUUUCUUAAAUUGUCCACAGUGGAAUAAGCAGUGUAUUUAUGAGAACGCUAUUGCAAGUAUGCAGAAAAGCCAGUUGUAAUUUUCUCUCAAAUUUAUUGGCAUUGCACAGAAUUGAGGUGUGGCAUUACGUGGAAGGGACCAAGUUGCUAUUCAGGGAGUCGGAUGCCAGAAAGACCAAUAGCGUUUCUUUUCCUAAAUAAAAUAAGGAUUUACCAGUCUGCAUACAAAGUUGUUUUUUUUUGUCCCUUCUCCUUCAUUUCCUAGCAUACAAUAACUUAAUUGAUAGUGUUUUACAUGAAAAUGUCCAGUAGUAGUUUAGAUGCAAUUGGCUCCAUUCUUCUAAAGAUGAGCAAUUCAGUGUCACAAUAAUCUGCCACCUUUCAUAACAUUCCACAUAGCUGUAGGUCUCAUUAGUCUGCUGAAGACAAUGUUUCAUGCACUGAAUAAAAAUCUCCCUUCUAGCUGAACAAAUGGCAGUUUAAUAUUCUACGCUUGAUAAAUGCAGUAGUGAAUGUGGAACUGAGCCUGUCUGUAUAUCUGGUAGCUCUUUUUGCUUUUGUUUUUACUGACCAGUAUUCUGCCUAAAGUUUGCUUCUGUGACGGUUUUAUUGCCUAGCGCGCACGUGGUUGUGAAAAUAGUAUAGCUGAAAAAAAAAUAAAAAUAAAAACAGAAAAACACCUGGUUAUUGACGUAAUACUAGAUUUGUGUAUGUCUUUUAAAGAAGUUCUAGUUUCACCUUACAUGUAAUAAUCAGGAACAUGUAAAAGACAAUUCAAAAUGAAAUAAAAGUUUUAUCAGUUCAGAA